Messenger RNA from Helicoverpa armigera (cotton bollworm), 9207 nucleotides. RefSeq names its product tetratricopeptide repeat protein 7B (gene Ttc7). NCBI's taxonomy places the organism in Eukaryota, Metazoa, Arthropoda, Insecta, Lepidoptera, Noctuidae. Bases 204 to 3023 code for a protein of 939 amino acids. The record is from RefSeq and is a predicted model, not a curated record. Gene Ontology annotation, molecular function: protein binding. Gene Ontology annotation, biological process: protein localization to plasma membrane; phosphatidylinositol phosphate biosynthetic process. Gene Ontology annotation, cellular component: plasma membrane. The transcript is spliced from 16 exons.
AAAAACAUGUUGCAGAAUAGAGCUCUAGUUGUAGAAUGAGCUCCGCGAACUAUGUUGUCAUCUGUCACAUUUGGCCUUCAAUUCGCUGGUGAUCCUGGGCACUGGGGAACUAAUGCAAUUUCCAAAAGGUUUUGCAAUGUAUGAGUGAGGUGUUCAAUAACUUCGAUGGUGUGACAAACGAGUAAAAUAAUCCCCGUGUUAAAAUGACAUCGAGGAGUAAGAAUGCUGUGCGAGGCUACGAAACUGAGAUCGAGAAGAGUCGUGAGGAGUCUAAUUGGAAGAAGGCAGUGGAAUUGGCUCAGCAGUUGAAGGCCAGGUCACCGCAGCAUGAAAGCCUCGCCCACUUCCUCAUCGGGGAGGGUAAGCUUGAAGCCCACCUUGAAGAAUGGCCGCCCAGCAAGGAGAACAUCGAAAGGGCACAGCGAGAGCUCUCUGAGGCACGCGGCUACCUCACACUGGCCACGGACGAGGCGGGCAAGAGGGCUGGAGUGGCACUGGAUGCUCAUCUACUGCUCGGAAAGCUGAACUAUGCGUGUGGAGCAUAUGAUGAUGCACUCAAAAAUUAUAAACUGGCAGAGCUGAAUACUUUGACGGAGAAAGAGUUACCUGUUCGCAGUCUCCGCAUCGUGGCGGAGUCGUACGCCAUCAAGGGUCUGUGCCUGGAGCUGAACACCGUGCCCGGCUCCACCAGCCGGUACAAGCAGGCCGAGAGGGAAAAUGAAAUGAUCCGCAGUUUCGAGCUAUCCUCAGACCUGACCCUGCUGUACCUACAACGCACGGGCGCCAACGCGCACGCGGGCCCCACGCUCGAGACCGCGCUACAGAGAGUGCCCAUACUGCAUAUACGAGCUGGCAGGCUGCAGAAUGCUAUCGAUAGGUAUCGUGAGAUGCUGAACGCGGUGGAGUCGACGUCGACGCAGGCGCUGCGCCUCACGCUCACGCGGCAGCUGGCCGAGGUGCUCAUGCGAGGUGUCACUGGACAGGUGUACAAAGCGCCAGAGAAGUUAGCGGUGGUGCCCGCUACUGGCACGUUGUCGCGGCGGCGAGACGAUCAUGUCGCUGACGGGCCCUGGAAACCUAAGAGAUAUGCUGCUAUUAAUCAGUUCGUCCCGCGCAACGAGUACGAGGAGGUGGUGCUGCUGCUGCUGGUGGGCGAGGCCAUGGCGGUGCGGGACGCCGUGCUGUCGCAGAGCGCGGAGUUCGAGGCCGCCCGGGCACAUGCCCUGCGCAACGCCAUCGCCGUCACCGACCUGCUGGCCCUCGCCGCCACCCGCUGGGGGCAGCUGUGUCUCGUGCUGGAGGUCAGUAUGUCGAGGCCGCCCGGGCACAUGCCCUGCGCAACGCCAUCGCCGUCACCGACCUGCUGGCCCUCGCCGCCACCCGCUGGGGGCAGCUGUGUCUCGUGCUGGAGGUCAGUAUGUCGAGGCCGCCCGGGCACAUGCCCUGCGCAACGCCAUCGCCGUCACCGACCUGCUGGCCCUCGCCGCCACCCGCUGGGGGCAGCUGUGUCUCGUGCUGGAGGUCAGUAUGUCGAGGCCGCCCGGGCACAUGCCCUGCGCAACGCCAUCGCCGUCACCGACCUGCUGGCCCUCGCCGCCACCCGCUGGGGGCAGCUGUGUCUCGUGCUGGAGUCCCUAGAGCGCGCAAUGAAGUUCUCAUUCAACUGCGCGCACAUCUGGCGGCAGCGCGCGCUCGCCACCGCCGCCGCCGCGCCCGCCCGCGCCGCGCCGCCCGCCGCGCCCGCGCACGUGGCGCCCGCCUCGCCCGCCUGGAGCGCGGGGGUGCGGGCUGCGGGGGUGGCGCGGAGAGCCGCCACGCUGGUGCCGCAGGACACGCCGCUCAGAUUAGUGGCUGCUAGCACGUGCUAUAGGAUGGGUUGGAUAGAGGAAGGCAUAGAGAUGUCGGAAGAGGCGUUGGCGAUAGAGGACGCGCGCGGUGGCCGCAUGCUAGCGCGGUGCUGCCUCUACGCCGGACAGGGAUACCAGAUGAAGGCACAGAAAACAAACGCCCGCAUAGACAAGGAGGCGGCUAACGACACGUCACUGAAGCUGCUGCUGCGGGCGGUGUCGCUGGACGACAACGACCACCUCGCCUUCUACUACCUCGCGCUGCAGUACAUGCACCUCGGCAUGCUCAACGAGGCCAUGGACGCGACGCGGUCGUGCCUGGCGGCGCGCGCGGAGUGCGGCGGCGGGCUGCGCCUGGCCGUGGCGCUGUGGUCGUGCGCCUGCGCCGGCUCGCGCGGGGCCAGAGCGCUGGCGGCGGCGCGGCUGGCGCGCGACCACUACCCGCACGCUGACUGGCCGCUGGCGGCGCUAGCGCAGCUACAGUUGACGUGGGAGACGCCUGAGGAAGCAUUAGCGACGGGCAAGGAGCUGUUAUCACUGGUGAACAGUUCCGAAUCGGAACUGGAGCCGGAACACAAUGGCUACGCGGAACUGGACGCCAUGUCUGACUCCGUGCACGACGACACGCAGAGCAAUCGAGAUGCUGCAUCGAUACGCGCGGAGUCAGCAGGAGUAUACCGCAUCGAGCGAGCAUUAUCUGAGGGAGCAUCGUCACUAUCGACGGCGCGGCCGCGGGUGCCGGGGGCUGACAGCCGCGCCCAGGCCUGGCUGUUACUGGCACAACUUUGUCUCAGGUUAGGGCGGGUGAGCGCGGCGGCGGGCUGCGUGUCGGAGGCGGCCACGCUCACGCCCUUCAGCCAUCUUGUAUUAUAUACGCGAGGUUUAGUUCACGCGGCCAGUUCCGAGUGGGAUGAGGCGCGGCAAUGUUUUCAGAACGCGUUAGCGAUACAUCCCACACAUUUGGACAGUAUGGUACAAUUAGGCGCGGCGUACUACAACCUGGGGUGGCUGGGGCUGGCGGAGAAGGCGCUGCGCGAGGCGGCGGCGCUGGAGCCGGGCCGCGCCGACACGUGGCGCCGCUUGGCGCUGGUGCUCUGCGCCGCCGCCGAGCCGCUCGCCGCCGCCGACGCCGCCGCCGCCGCGCUGGCGCUGCACCCGCACGAGCCCAAGCUCUGAUACACGCCCACGCUACGAGUCACCUGCUGAUGUGUCCUACUCCAAGUCUACAACCCUAUCUAUGAUGUGCUACUACUCGUAUACUGGAACUUCCUAUUUCAAAUCAGUGAAUUUCUAAACUUGAUAAUGUCCUUUUUCCAGCCUGUCUUUAGAGUGCUUCUACACGGUGCAUGUUGAGGCACAUGCGCAGUUUACAUGAAUUUUAAAAACGUACGUGGUACCAAAUCAAAAUACCCACCCGCGUGCUCUUAUCACUUGCGCAUGUUAAUUUGCUCCAGCUACAUGCACCGUGUAGACGCACUAUUAUAAAUGAUAACUUUUCUUCAGACCUGGCGAGGUAACGAAAUCCACGUCUAAUUAAAUAAAAAAAUAAAAAAUAUAUCCUCAUAUUUAUAUUAAGAUAUACCUUCCCGAUGUUAAAGAAAAACAAAACCUUCAUAUAGUCAAAUGUAUAUUAUUAUUAACAGAAUAAUGAAAUCCUUAUCAAUGCAAAUAAUGACCUUUAAAAUACAGCAUUGUUAGCAGCCCAAUACAAAUUUUACAGUGAGCCCUUUGAAACCACAUUUACUAAAUAAUUAUAAUGUGCACUUCCUGAAACCUGUCAAUAUAAUAAUGCAAAUAAGAAACAAAAUAAAAUAUUUUUCUUCUACUACAUAUGUAUUUAAAAAUGUCUAAUACAACCAAAUAGAAAUAAUGAAAUACGCCUAGAUAAACGAGUUUAGCUACCUGGUCUAGCUAAACUUCUAUUUCGUUAUCCUAGGAACAUUUCAAAAUAUAGAUCAAUUAAACAAAAAUAGAAUAAUCAAGUAUAAAUAAAACUGCCGAUUAGUACUUAUAAUGUCUAAAUAAUGAUAGUGAGAUAAAUUUACGCAUAUGAUCUGUAAUUCCUAACUCGAUAAAGUAGGGUAAAAUGUUUUGUGUUGCCACAACGAAUCGACAUCUAUCGAAAUUUACACGUUAACUAAUGUAUGCAACGUGUGUACGAAGUUAGCGCAUAAUAUGCACAUUUAGCGCAAAGAUAGCGCAGAUUUGCGCAAAGUUUGCGAAACAAUACUGAAGAAAGUGAUCUGCUCUGAUAUCUGCAAUAUCAAACGAGUUUACGACGCAAUUUUAAACAAAUUGAAACUCAUUCCCGACUCGAGUCAAAUUUUACAAAAUUUUAAAAAAGAAUACUACGACGGACGAUCAAACUCGGGUAUAAAAAACAAUGAUUAGGACGCUCGAAGUAACUCGGACAAUGUAGAGAUAAAAAAUAAAUUAAUACGAAAUAUUUAGGCGUAAUGUAGUGCAAACGUUUUAGAAGCAUUUAGCCUGUACCUGUACUCGCGUCGGUUCUACUAGCGUAUCUUACGAACUUACGACUGACUACUGUAUUUACUCGCCUCGGAAUUGAUGUACGCACGUGCUUCAUUGCUCAUGGUGACUGCAUAUUUUCAUACAUCUUAAUAUCGAUAAAAUUAUAUCCACAAUUUCUAGACAGAUGUGCCUCAAAACCACUUGCAAGUCAAUAUAAAUCAUUCUAAACUAAGAUACUAUAUUCAAUACUAAAUAAUCAUUCUAUGGAUAUUGUAAUUGUAAUAGGUCACCGUGAACAAUGACGUCACAUACAGUUUCUUUCCUUCAAUAAAGAUAACGAAAACUGGCGAGGGGAAACUUUGUAUGUAGGAAUCGUCAUUCACUCGCCAUUAUUCAAAAAAAGUAACGUCAGCGCCUAAAGUCGAAAAUAUAAAUAAAAUCUACGCUUUAUUUUUUUGGUGUCGAACAACCUUUGUCGCUGACUUUACUAUCGCUGAAUAUAAAAAUAUAUAAUUUCGUUUGCUAUUGGAUACUGUACAUACCACAAAACUAUUCAACAUUGUCGUCAUAAGUUCCUGUUCACUGUGAAACAAAGCUAUUUAAAACUAUAUGAAAACGAAAAGAGAAGCAAUAUAUAAAAUUAUUAGUUAAAAUAAACAUACAGAUACGCAGAUAUUAUUGUACAUAAUGUAGUUCUCUAUUAAUUUCCCGAUUUCAAGUGAUUGGUUGUAGAGUAUCGUGAACUACGCCAGCUUACAGCGAGUAAUAACCUAAGACAAUAGCUCGUUACUCUCUAGUUCGGUGUCUGUGAUUGUAAAUCAUUAAAUAUUAUUAUUAUAUAAUACGUUUAUAUCGUUCGUGUACGUGUGCUACUUUGUAUUUAAUUGUUGAAACAUGUUUCCUUGGAGCAUGUAAACUCAUGCUGAACGUGUCGCCAAUAUAAAGUUUAUCUUUAUUUCCUUUUCUAUAACUCAACAGCUCUACAAAUCAUAUUAGCGUUUUAAUUAUUAGCUUCCUAUAUCAAUGAUAUAAUUCCAUCACUAGUGUCGAUGAAUUGUUUAAAUGCUCCAAGUAUUUUCAAGUCCCGUCCAGUGGUUUCAAACAUUUUGAUUGUGACUUGCGUGUAUGAUAUAAUUGUAUAUAGUAUUGCGGAAAUAUCUUCGUCUUGUUUUUUUCCAUAGUUGUAUCAUAAUUACUUUAUUGAAAAUAUUGUGUAAUUUUCUUAACUAAAGUGAUGUUAAUACUUUUAAACAUUAUUAUUAUUAUAUCGCUAUUGUAUAAUUAUGGUUUAGGCAAUUUAAUUAUUUAUUGUAAAUUAAGACCAAUUAAGGAAAUAUUUGUGUAAUUUUAAUAUCCUUGUGUUUGUAACAAACUUACAGACGCGUCAUCAGUGAUUAUGAUAAUAUUGAAUAUUAUUAAAAACUGUGUAACUUGACACUUGUAGCGUGGUGUGCAAUGUGUCAGACUAUUUGUCACUAAAUAUUCCAAAAAGUCCGCGAUAUUUUCUUUACGUACAUUGCACGUUACUGGAACAAAGCUCUGUAACCAUGCUUAUUUUUGCUAGUACUGAGGACGCGACUGUAAGUCUCAUCGCUCACAUGCGCCGACCUCAUUAGCUAAGGAGAUCAUCGCCAUAUACAUAUGUAAGCUACCGGUGCGCAUAUCAUUACUUAGGCCCAAGCUCACCCACAAAAUUAAAGUCAGUGUCCCUUAAACACCGAUUUUAACGUUUAAUAUUCUUAAUGUUUAUGCUGUAAAACUGAUGUUUAUGCUGUCGGUGUACUUGGGCCUUAGUGCAUUGUAACAUUUUAUUGUUGCUAGUCUGUUUUGCAUGCUGCGUGAAGUACAGUUCGCGAAAAAUAUCUUUGGUUCUCUGAUGUUAGCUAUUGGAUGCCUAAAAUAUUAUUUUGUGAAUAUUUUUUGGCACUAUUGUGGUUUCAACAGAAGUCAAUUUCCAAGCAAAGCUUCUCGACAAUAUCUGUGGAAACAAAUGCUCAAGGAGUCAAAUGGCUAACUUCAGGAUUGCAAAGUUAUUUGGCGCGAACAGCAUUGAGUAAUCAUAACGUGUUUGAAGCAAUAGUUAGUAAGCUUGAAGAUACGUAUCAAUUUAGUUUACUGCGGUAUAUAACUAUAAAUGCGAUUGUGGUUAAGUACGUUAUAAAUUAUAAUAAUAUACGAUACACGUUUGUUGAUAAUGCCGACCUUCCUUUGCAAAGAAUUUUAAUAUCUUGAAACCCUAAAUAAGUACCUAAUCAUAAAUAUUUAUUGGAGAUCGUAUUUUAAAUCUAGAUCGAGUUUUACAAGUUACAUAAUAAUAACUUUGGCGCGUGUAUCAUUUUUAAUUAGUUAAUGAAUAAUUGAAGGUUCUAUAGGUUAAUUAGUUGGUGUUGUGCUAGCGGUGUGAGAGUGGUGACAGAGUGGUGGUGGCUGGUGGUAGCGUGGUGAGAGUGGUGGUAGGCUCGGUAGACUUCCAGGGGUGCACGUGUUAGAUUAUGUAGACAGGAAUCGGUGCGAAAAGUCCGUUGCUAAAUGAAGUUGACACCUUUUUACUGCGUGUAAAAUAGUACAAGAAAUCAAUAAAAUUCACAUAAAAUACCAUUAUGGUGUGUAAACUGUGUCAUUAACAGUAUUUUGUGUCACAUUCCGUAAGAGGUUAGGAAUAAUCUAAAAGUUUUAAGUAUUAAUUGCAAUUAAUGAACAAAGUAAACUUAACGAAGCAAACACAAAGUACUAGUUUAAGUAAUAAAACGUUCGUUUCUCCGAGGUAAUUAAAAACACAUAAUUUGUGGUUAGCUGCCGUUUAAUAGUAUACACGAGUCAUGCCUCGGCCAACACUUUUCGCACCGAUUGUACAGAGUACGGUUCUAAUGCGAGAGCCUCAUUAAAACAAAACGACAUUAUUUUUAGAUAAUUAUAUGACGACUCUCAUUAAUUGAUCAUGGUAUUUUUUCCUAUAAUAAAUACAUUUGUAUAUUUAGCAAUUUACUACAAAGUAUUGCCAAUAGGUUUAUCCUUUUUGUUCGCACUGACGUGGGUAAAAAUAGAUAUUUAAUUUCGUAUUUUACCUAAUAUAUUGACUAUUAGAAUUGAUCAUUUGCUUAUUUUGAUGUGGUCGUCUCACCAUGUGAUCGAAACCUGGCAAUAAUUUGUGUCGCAACUAAUCAAUAGCAAAUAUAAUGUAAUUAAAUAUUGAUAUGUUUCCGAAUAGUGGUUAGCCGGUGGUAGUGCCAAUGUCUGUCUUAUACUUAUAAUGUGAAUGUCUAACGUGGUGUCUGUUCUCAAGAACUGCUGAGCACUGGGCUAUGUGACAUGUCCUUGUAUCGAAGCCAUUUAUAUUGUAAUAAGGGUCACUUGGAAGUGAAACUGUCGGCUCAUUUAAAUUAAUGGAGCUAUUUGACUACGCUGUACGUUACAACUGGAAAAUUGCUUACUUGGAAUGCAAUAAUAUAUUAUAAUAUGUUCUAUUUUGCAUAAGUUUAGUGUCCACUCUUAAUCUAUGUAAUAAUUCUGAAACUUUUGCAUUCCUUGUUCAUCUCACAAUCAAAUGUCGUUUUCUAUAAUUUGUCUUAGAGAAAUGGCAUUUAAAGUAAUAAUGGCGUUAAUCAGUGCUUGUUCAUGAACAUAUCGACCCCUUUACUUAGGAUCUAUACGUUACGGUGCUUCGCAACAGUUUGGUUGUGCUCGCAGGUACAGUCCGCUACACAAGUGUUACAGUCUCGAGUAUUUGUUAAGUUGAAGUAGCAUAUGCACACGUGUGUGUUCAUUUAUUAGUCUUGCCACUCUGCUAUUUAGUUUUUUAUGGAGUCUUGAUGCGUGUGUGAAUACAUUUAUGUACUUGAAAUUUGUGUAGCCGAUUGUACUUGAAUGAAUCUAAUUUAAUGCAAUUUGUUGAAUCGUAGCACUCUGUUAUAAAGUAAGUAGACACAUGUACAUGUUCCGCAACAGCUCGGCACCUGUUUACAUACAAAUAUUACUGUUUGCUAAUUACAUUAUUGUAUGUAAUAAAUAUAAAUAAAUAAUUAAUUAUUAUGUAAUGUUCAUAUGUUUUGCUCGUUUGUAGGUUACCAGAGUUUACGUUUAAAGCCUGGCAGAGUUGCCUCGGCUCGAGUAGGCGACAGCUUCCAAACAAUUCCAUCUUUCAAAAGUGAUAGUUACGUGUCAGUGUCGUGUAUCUCUAUCCCUUCCUAGUGUUCAUUAAUCCUUAUACAAAGGAAAGAGACGAAACAUUUUGAAAUGUUGUGUGUUCGAUAGCUUUUACUGUCCGAGCGUCGCGAGCGACAGAUACGACACGCUGACGUCGUGUCUGUCGGCGCGAGCGGCGGCGUGUAGCUGUAAUCAUAUAAAUGUAUAAUAAUCCUGUAAUCUAAAGACCAAUGUAAUAUUUAUUGUCGGUCGUCAUAGUUGAAUAAUACAUUAUUGUAUUGAACUUCACAAGUUUUCUAUCGUGAGUCUGUCGAUCACUAUAUUGUAUGUCGGUCUGUUCGUCGGCCUCGUCAAAUGUUACAUUUUGACUUUAUGCACAUAGUUGUUUGAAAUAUGUGUAGAUGUAGCAUUUUAAUUAAUUAAUAUUAAUUCACUAAAAUAUUUGAAACACGAGGCAGGUGAUUUUAUAAACACUAAGAUAAAUGACAAAUAAGAAAAUCUUUUAUUAGCAACUGGAUAUUUGACGAGUACCGGCAGUAGACCGACCUGUGAGUAUACUGACAGUGAAGGUAUAACUGUGUAGAUGUAUAUAAUUUAUCUAUACAUAUAAAAUAUAAAUACGUUUAUAAACCUGUUGUGCUCUUGUGUACUUUACUACGUUGUAGAUGUUGUUCUUGGCAUUCGAUGUUGACUGUAUAUAAAACGUUUAAGGAUAUUAAAAAAUAAUAAUUAUUAUGUUACAUAA